AAAAAUGGCUGAAAGAGAUGGCGGUGUUAUCACUUUUGAUUUCGAACAUUACAAUUUGACAGAAGAGGACGUGGACAAAAUGAUAUCUGACGCCACCUUUUACCUCCUAGUUGCUGAUCAGAAGAAGUCUGUGAUUAAACGUCUAGAUCUGAUGAAAACCUGUGAAAUAAAUAAAAAGCAUCGUCAGGUUCAGGAGUAUGUUCUCAACCGUGCUGCACACAUUCUACUAGACACAUUUGGGAUCCGGGUUGGAGAAAUGGAUGAGAAGAGAGGACACUACAUCCUCACCAAUGCACUGGCUGAGGCGGAGAGAAACCAUCCGUUCCUGGAUUUCUCCGAGAAAGAGGUGGGACAGAUGGGAAUUAUCUUCACCGUCCUCGGUCUUAUUUUCAUGAACAACGGGAAGGUGUCCGAGGACGUUUUGUUCAAGUUCCUGGCUGGACUGGGAAUAGAGAACUCUCGAGACCUCGUGGACCUCUAUGACGAGGACUUAAAGAAGUACGUCAAUGACGUCCUGGUCUCGAAGCAACACUACCUACGGCGGUCUAAGGUGCAGGGUGCAGAGGCUGACAAGGAAUAUUACGAGUAUGAGUGGGGAGACAGGGCAGAGGCUGAGGUCAAGAAGUCCGACGUCUUGAAGAUGGUCUGUCAGGUCUACGACGUCGAGCCAAGGAUGUUCAAAGAGCAGUACGAUCUGGUAAAGAAUGCUGAGGAACUGACAGACGAGGAUUUCCUUCCUCCUCCACCCCCUGCUGGAGCUGCUGUCCCUGUUCAGCAGAUAGAUAUAGAUUAGAUAGUUCUCCUUCCUCCUCCACCCCCUGCUUGAGCUGCUGCUCCUGUUCAGCAGAUAGAUAUAGUUCUCCUUCCUCCUCCACCCCCUGCUGCUCCUGUUCAGCAGAUAGAUAAACUAUUAGAUAUUCCAGAAACUGCUGCAAACAUUUCAUAUUCCAUGGUUCAGAGCUAGUCAGAAUAUGCCAGAACUCUUAAACGAACAGUGAAAAAAGAAUAGUGAGUGUAUUCAUUAUUCAUACCUGUAAAUAAACAGAAAAAUCUGUACAAGGUUGAACAUAUUUCUGAUCGGAUCAUUCAUAGUAUCAAAAUUUUUGCAUUAAAAAUUUUAGGUUGGAAUUUCUUAAAUUUGCCGUAACUUUUCUUAUAUAUGUACAUGCUGCAUUUCUACCUUAACCCUUAAAUCUAUCACGUGCUGUCUAGUUUUUUAAAGACACUCUUUUGAAAAAAGAGAUUUAUUCAAAUUCUCUUUACCAGUAUUAUUUCCGAAGUUUAUUAUUCGAAUCGAAAAUGUACUAGUGCUCAAGUGUGACGAUACAGAGUUAAUGUCAGCAUAAAAUGUUACUUUUUUCUACGAAAUAUAUAUUUUUUACAAUUGAA
This is a messenger RNA of Eurytemora carolleeae, 1389 nucleotides long. RefSeq lists its product as uncharacterized. Gene Ontology annotation, cellular component: nucleus. The record is from RefSeq and is a predicted model, not a curated record. The transcript is spliced from 4 exons. Lineage: Eukaryota; Metazoa; Arthropoda; Copepoda; Calanoida; Temoridae. The coding region runs from base 5 to 793 and encodes 262 amino acids.